Molecule: messenger RNA, 3638 nt
Organism: Sebastes umbrosus (honeycomb rockfish)
Lineage: Eukaryota; Metazoa; Chordata; Actinopteri; Perciformes; Sebastidae
Gene: unc5a
Product: unc-5 netrin receptor A
Exons: 16
Coding region: 784-3456 (890 amino acids)
Biological process (GO): anterior/posterior axon guidance; netrin-activated signaling pathway
Cellular component (GO): membrane
Molecular function (GO): protein binding; netrin receptor activity
Source: RefSeq, a predicted model, not a curated record
UGUUUCACUCUCUGUUUCAACACCGUCCGUCCUCUAUGAGAUGAUUAACCUGGCAGGUGUGAGGCGAGUCUCGCCCACUGUUUUAGUGAGCUGUCGUCUUCUGUCUGCGGGGGGUACAGAGGGUCAGCCCGGCCGGCUAAUGGCCGUGGUCACAAAGCUGGAAGCCGGCCCAUUAGAAGAAGCCGCCGUCAUUAGGACCAGCACACUUUCAAACAACCUGACCUACUGGUCCCACACUGUUUAUUAGCAAAGUUUUGGCUCUCCGUUAGAGCAAUUAUACUCACCAUUCAUGAUGAACUGUGGCCUUUUCCUUCAACACAACGAGACAAGAAACACACACUGGCAUACAUAGUAAAUAAUGUUGUCCUGAAUAGGGAGCUGCCGUAUUAAUGACAUUUUCUUCCCUGCAAAUGUGUUGCAAAAAGAAAAUGUGCUCGGGAAAAGGGGAAAGUGUCAGCGAGUGAUGUAUGUCGUUCAUUGGACACAGAACAUUUAGUUUUCAUUAAGAGUUAAACAUGUACACGAAACAUUAAUGGGGUUCAGCGGCGGCAGCAGUGGCAUGCUUCACUAUCUCAUCCUGAUAAAUUAGCAACUCAGCACACAGGGGUAAAAGGAAAAAUAGGAGAAGAAAGAGAGACAUUAAUAUAAUGUGUAGUGGGGGAGGAACUGACGGAUAAUGUCUUUAUCCAAAGAUUGGUGUUUAUGACGCAACGUGAUAUUAUCCCUGACCGGGGCAUCUGCAAGCUGCAAGGAUGAACAAAGGCUGGGCGAGGGGAGGAGAGGAUGAGCGGAGAGAAAGGUUCGGAGCACGCCACAGCAACACUUCCUGCCGCCUUCUCGGACCUGUUACCUCACUUCCUGGUGGAGCCAGAGGACGAGUUCAUCGUGAAGAACAAGCCGGUGACGCUGACGUGCCGCUCCACCCCGGCCACGCAGAUCUACUUCAAGUGCAACGGCGAAUGGGUUCACCAGGACGACCACUUGAUCGUGCGGACUGUUGACCCAGCUACAGCGCUGCCAAUCAUGCAGGUGACAAUUGACAUCACCAGACAGCAGGUGGAGAAGAUCUUCGGUCUCGACGAGUACUGGUGUCAGUGUGUCGCCUGGAGCACCACCGGAACCCAGAAGAGCCAAAAGGCAUACAUCAGGAUUGCUUACCUGAGAAAGAACUUUGAGGAGGAGCCGCAGGGUAAAGAGGUAGCAUUGGACCAGGAGGUGUUACUGCGCUGCCAUCCCCCCGAGGGAGUGCCACAAGCCGAGGUGGAGUGGCAGAGAAACGAGGAUGUGAUCAACCCAGCGAGCGACCCCAAUUUUUUCAUCACAACUGACCAUAAUCUCGUCAUCAAAAAAGCCCGGCUGGCGGACACGGGCAACUACACGUGUGUGGCCAAAAACAUCGUCGCUCGCCGCAAAAGCACCCCCGCCACGGUCCUAGUCUAUGUCAACGGCGGCUGGUCCACGUGGACCACCUGGUCGUCCUGCAGUGCUGUGUGUGGGCGUGGCUGGCAGAAGAGGAGUCGGAGCUGCACCAACCCCACGCCACUGAAUGGAGGCACAUCCUGUGAGGGGCAGAACGUCCAGAAAAGUGCCUGCGUGGCCACCUGUCCAGUAGACGGAGGCUGGAGCGAGUGGAGCAAGUGGUCGGCGUGCGGUGCAGACUGUUCGAUGUGGAGGAGCAGAGAGUGCACCCAGCCCUCACCUGGCACCGGGGGCAAAGACUGCCAGGGGCUUGACCUCCAGUCUCUCAACUGUACCAGCGAGCAGUGCCCACAGACCGUGAGCGGGGCCGAGGACGUGGCGCUCUACGUGGGCAUGGUGGCGGUGGCUCUGUGUCUGACUCUGCUACUCAUCGUGGUGGUCCUGGUCUACCGACGCAAGAAGGAGGACCUGGACUCCGACGUGGCGGACUCCUCCAUCCUCACCACUGGCUUCCAGCCCAUGGGCAUCAAGCCCAGCAAGCCAGGUGUGUGGGCACCGCGGCCACGCAGGCCUCCCCCCCACAGCAAGAAUUCACAUUUGCUCACCAUCCAGCCCGAUCUAACCACUACCACGACCAGCUACCAAGGCACCCUGCGCUCUCGCCACGAUACCACGGGGAAGUUUUCGAUGACCAAUGGGCCUCUGCUGGACCCGCUUCCCAACGGUUCGCACACUCUGCACAACGGCAAGCUUAACUCAGACCCUUCUGAGUUUGUGAGCAGACUGUCCACUCAGAGCUACUUUAAAACGCUGACCCGCGAUGUAGCUAACACUUCCUAUGGGACCUUCAACUUUUUGGGAGGGAGGCUGACGAUCCCCAGCACAGGAAUCAGUCUGCUCAUUCCUCCGGAGGCCAUCCCCAGAGGAAAGAUCUAUGAGAUUUAUCUCACUGUUCAGAGGAAGGAAGAUUUAAGGUUACCCCUGGCCGGCUGCCAGACCCUGCUCAGCCCCGUUGUGAGUUGUGGCCCUCCGGGGGUGGUCCUGAGCCGGCCAGUUAUCCUCAGCAUGGACCACUGCUCUGACGCAUGCCUCGAUAACUGGGCCGUCCGCCUCAAGAAGCAGAACUAUGAGGGCACUUGGGAGGACGUCCUGCUGAUGGGGGAGGAGCUGGUGUCGGAGCCCUAUUACUGCCAGCUGGAGGCCGAGACGUGCCGGCUUUUCUCGGAGCAGCUGGGCACCCUCGCCCUGGUGGGAGAGUCCCUGCACAUGGGUGCUGCCAAGCGCCUUAGGCUGGUGCUCUUCUCUGACGCGUACUGCUCCACGCUGGAGUACAACAUCAGGGUCUACUGCAUGGAUGACACACAAGACGUCUUCAAGGAGGUGAUGCAGAUGGAGCGGCAGCUCGGGGGUCGGCUGAUUGACGAGCCUCACGUCCUGCUUUUCAAAGACAGCUACCACAACCUGCGCCUGUCCAUCCAUGACAUGCCCCAGGCGCACUGGAGGAGCAAGCUGCUAGCCGGCUACCAGGAGAUCCCGUUCUACCACAUCUGGAACGGUUCCCAGCGGUACCUGCACUGCACGUUCACUCUGGAGCGGCUCAGCCUCAGCACCUGCGAGCUCACCUGCCAGCUGUGCGUGUGGCAGGUGGAGGGGGAGGGACAGAGCUUUAGCCUCGACUUUAACAUUGCCAAGGACACCCGAGCUGUGGACUCUGAGUUCCUGUUAAUUGACAGUAGCGCCACAGCUCUGGCGGGGCCCAGCGCCUUUCAGAUCCCGUACCUCAUCAGGCAGAAGAUCUGCAGCAGCCUGGAUGCCCCCUGUCCCAACGGAGCCGACUGGAGAAUGCUAGCACAAAGACUUAAACUUGAGAGACACAUGAGUUUCUUUGCAUCCAAAGCGAGCCCAACUUCUGUGAUCCUGGACCUGUGGGAGGCACAACAUUUCCACAGCGGCAACAUCAACCAGCUGGCCACGGUCAUGGCUGACAUUGGCAAACAAGAAGCCAUGAUAUUCCUGGUCUCCGAUGGCGAGUGCUAACCCAGAAAAGGGGGAGAGACUGGUGCAGCGGAAAAAGUACAGAACACAACAACAACAACACACAAAAAACAACACAGGAAUCGAAGAGCAGAGCUGUCCCCAUGUCCCUCUUCUUCACUUUAGAAGAUAGUAAAGGAUUAAGUCCCUAUAUCCCAUGGAACAGAGUAAAGAUCUUUAAAUGA